GAGGCGAGGGAGGUGUGCAACAAUUUCCUGUAGUUGCAUGCUGAUCUGCGCCUGUGAACCUUCCUCUCUGAGUCUGUUUCUGUCAGAGUGAAGAGCACAGACGAAGCAGAGCGGAACAGGAUGCAGGCUAUCAAAUGUGUGGUCGUUGGAGAUGGAGCUGUGGGAAAAACAUGUCUCCUCAUCAGCUACACCACCAAUGCCUUCCCCGGGGAGUACAUUCCUACUGUAUUUGACAACUACUCAGCUAACGUGAUGGUGGACAGCAAGCCAGUCAACCUGGGCCUCUGGGAUACAGCUGGACAGGAAGACUACGACAGGCUCCGCCCACUGUCCUACCCACAGACGGAUGUUUUCCUGAUCUGUUUCUCCCUGGUGAGCCCAGCAUCCUAUGAGAACGUCAGAGCCAAGUGGUACCCCGAGGUUCGUCACCACUGCCCCUCCACGCCCAUCAUCCUGGUAGGCACCAAGCUGGAUCUGAGGGACGAGAAGGAUACCAUUGAGAAGCUGAAGGAAAAGAAGCUGGCACCAAUCACGUACCCUCAGGGCCUGGCUCUGGCUAAGGAGAUAGAUGCAGUGAAGUACCUGGAGUGCUCUGCCUUGACUCAGCGUGGUCUGAAGACUGUAUUUGAUGAAGCCAUCCGGGCAGUGCUCUGCCCUCAGCCCACCAAGGUCAAGAAGAAGCCAUGCUCCCUGCUGUAAAUGGUUGUUGCGGAGAGGAGAGAGAAAACGAUUCAGACGGCUGACCCCCGAGUUUACAGAAGACGAUUUGAAAGUUCUGUUAGGUUUCUAACAGGCAACAACGACAAGAUUCAAAUAAAUAAUAAAGAUAGUACUUUUGCAGUUGUAAUGAAACAGUACAGUAGCAUGUACAGCAUACUCUGUGACUAUAAGUGUUAAGAUAAGGUAAGUGCAUUAUAGACAGUGAACAAGGCCUGUUUUUCUCUAUAUCACUAAAUGUGGAUGCAACAGGAUGUUGAUUCACCCUAUUAGAUCAAAUGUAAGACCAGAAGCAGCCUUCAGCCAAUGUACCAAAAUUCCUGCACACCAGACUACAUUCAGUCACCUUUCAGGUCCAACAGUAUAUACAGGUGUCUUGUGCAGCUUCAAAUAAUGAAAAUAUUUGUUACGAGUGCAAAUAAAGUGUUGCAAUAAGGUUACCCUAUAAUGUCUUGUGUGUGAGAGUGAGGAACAAUGAAAACAGGAUGAUCAUUUUUGUAUGAGCAGGGAGCUGAACAAUAUUGUAUUUGAACAAGAAAAUGUUAUUAAAAAAUGUAUUUUUUUGUUGUGAUAUUAAAAUAAAAGACAUUUGAUCAAAUGAAA
Molecule: messenger RNA, 1320 nt
Organism: Scatophagus argus
Lineage: Eukaryota; Metazoa; Chordata; Actinopteri; Scatophagidae
Gene: rac2
Product: Rac family small GTPase 2
Exons: 7
Coding region: 121-699 (192 amino acids)
Biological process (GO): small GTPase-mediated signal transduction
Molecular function (GO): GTP binding; GTPase activity
Source: RefSeq, a predicted model, not a curated record